AUGGACGUGAGCUUCGCGUGCGCAGGGGAGGAGCCCUUCGAGAUGGAGGUGGGCUUCUUCGACACCGUGCAGGACAUCAAGGAGAAGCUGCAGAGCCGCCGAGGCUGGCCCGCCGCCACCAUGUCGCUCCUCCACAACGGCGACGUGCUCGUGGACGACGGCGGCGGCGGCGGCGGCGGCAUCGAGCGGCACGGCAUCGUGGAGGGCUCCGUCAUCCACGUCGCCCUCGUCCCCGACGGGCCGCGGCAGCAGCGGCAGGUGAAGCGCAACAGACCCGCGAGCAAGAGGAGGGGCGUGGGCGAGGAGGGCGCGCCGCCGCCGCUGCGGGUCACCGUGGUGUCGCGGUGCGGCGCGGGUCGCGUGGAGGUGGCCGUGGCCGCGCGCGCCGCGGUGUCGGCGCUGCGGGCGGAGCUGGAGCGCGCGCGCGGGGCCGGGUUCCCGUUGCCGGGGGGCGGCGCCUACUUCUUUAUCCACCGGCAGAGCGUGAUGGACGAGGCGCGGUCAUUCCAGUGGCACGGCGUGGCCGCCGGCGACGAGGUCGUCGUGUUCGACGGCUCCGUGACGAGGGCCCCCGCGUACUGA
Messenger RNA from Setaria italica (foxtail millet), 582 nucleotides. RefSeq lists its product as uncharacterized. Bases 1 to 582 code for a protein of 193 amino acids. The record is from RefSeq and is a predicted model, not a curated record. Gene Ontology annotation, cellular component: cytosol; nucleoplasm. Gene Ontology annotation, molecular function: polyubiquitin modification-dependent protein binding; proteasome binding; ubiquitin binding. The transcript has a single exon. Lineage: Eukaryota; Viridiplantae; Streptophyta; Magnoliopsida; Poales; Poaceae. Gene Ontology annotation, biological process: proteasome-mediated ubiquitin-dependent protein catabolic process.